UUUUUACGUCACGUGACCGGAAGUCCAUCGUCAACACUGAUGACGGGGGCGCGAGCUCCCUCUAGCUCGCACUCUUAAUUUUAAAAUGGUUCUAAUUGCUUUUAGCUGACAUUGUAAAGCGAAUCAGGGUGUAUUAUUUCCUCCUGCUUCGGGGUGGGGUUCCACCAUGGCGGGCCCUCUGCUGGAGUUUGAGACCGAAAUGUUUCUGAGCCUGUUCGGCUGUGACGGGCUGCUCGCGGUGGCGGAGGGGAUGGGGAUAGACCGUAUCCUGCUGCAGUUCAUGCGGGUGUACUCGGAGCAAGGCAGCCUGGUUCUACUUCUUAACACCACCACCCCCGAGCAGGAGUAUUUUACGGAGCAGUUGCGAGUGGAAGGUGUGACUCACUUGCCAAGGACGGUGACCAGCGAGGUCCAAGGCACCGAGCGAUACAAUGUGUACACCGAGGGAGGGGUACUGUUUGUCACCAGCAGAAUCCUGGUGGUCGACUUCCUCACCGACCGCAUACCUGCCCAUCUUAUAUCAGGCAUCCUGGUAUACCGCGCUCACAAAAUCAUCGAGUCGUGUCAGGAAGCGUUUAUCCUACGACUGUUCCGACAGAAAAACAAGACGGGCUUCAUCAAAGCCUUCACCGACAAAGCCACAGCCUUUUCCUCAGGCUUCUGCCAGGUGGAGCGUGUGAUGCGGAACCUCUUUGUCAAGAAGCUAUACCUUUGGCCCAGAUUCCAAGCGUCAGUGAACACAGCCCUAGACAGACACAAGCCGGAUGUGGUGGAACUCCAUGUCUCAUUGACUGCUUCUAUGAAGGCCAUCCAGAGCUCCAUCUUGGACAUCAUGGGUGCCUGUCUGAAGGAGCUGAAACGCUACAAUCCCACCUUGGAGGCGGAGGAUCUCUCCUUGGAAAACACACUUAGCAAUGCCUUUGAUAAGACCAUCCGCCAUUACCUGGACCCCUUGUGGCACCAGCUGGGAUCAAAGACAAAGGCGCUGGUCCAGGACCUGAAGGUCCUGAGGGUUCUGCUGCUGUACCUCACCCAGUACGACUGUGUCACGUUCCUCAAUCUGCUCGAAUCCCUUCGCUGCAGCCAAAAAAACUUUGGCUCCAACUCAGGGUGGCUCUUCUUGGACUCCAGUACCUCAAUGUUUGUAAAUGCCAGGUCCAGAGUAUACCACAUCCCGGAAAGCAAGAAGAAACUUAAAGUGGGAGCUGAAGCAGAAAAAAACCAGCCACCCUCCGCUUCAGAGGUGAAGCGGGUGCUGGUGCUGGAGAAGAGCCCAAAGUGGGAGGCUCUCUCUGAAGUCCUGCAGGAGAUUGAGAAUGAGAACAAGAACUCCCAGUAUGAACCAGGUCGCGUGCUGAUCUGCGCCAGCGAUGACAGGACUUGUGCUCAGCUGCAGCAGUACAUCAGGCACGGUGCAGAGUGGCUCCUGAACAGACUUUACACACGCACCAUCGCCAAACGAGAUCCGUCGUCCGCCUCUGCUUUUGAGUUGGCGAAUCACAAAAAAGACAAGGGCCUUCUCAAAGGCGGGUCCAAAGGAAAGGGCCGAGGGAACGCGAAAGGGAAGGAGCCGAAAAAAAAGACUAGCAAGGCUAAAAGCAGACCCUCUCUGACCUUGACUCAGAUGAUUGGUAAAGAGCAAACCGUUGAAGCGGCGGUGAUGGGCAGCAGUGAGGAUGAGGAUGACUUUGGCGAUGAAGACGAUAUGGCGGAAGAAAAUGCUCUGAAGCUGGAUUUGUCAUCUGACGCUUACUACGCAGUCCUGAAGGAGCCCCUGAUGGUCAUUCACCCACUGAAGGGUUGCACGGACCCCCACAGCCUGACGCGUGUGUUACAUGAAGUGGAGCCCACGUUUGUGGUGCUUUACGACGCUGAACUCAGCUUUGUGCGCCAGCUGGAGCUCUACAAAGCCUGUCGACCUGGCAAGGCACUCAGGGUAUACUUCCUCAUCUAUGGCGGCUCAACAGAGGAGCAGAAAUACCUGACCGGGCUAUCCAAAGAGAAGAAAGCCUUUGAACAUCUCAUUAAGGAAAAAGCUACUAUGGUCAUCCCAGAGGAGAGGGAGGGACGAGAAGACACCAACUUGGACCUUGCCAGGAAUUUAGACCCUGCCAACGCCACCACCAACACUCGCAAAGCCGGAGGCCAAGACCAGCCUAAAGAGCCCUCCCGAGUCAUUGUAGACAUGCGUGAGUUCCGCAGUGAGCUUCCCUCUCUGCUCCACCGCCGUGGCCUGGACAUCGAGCCUGUCACUUUGGAAGUCGGGGACUACAUCCUUACGCCGGACAUUUGCGUGGAACGCAAGAGUGUCAGCGAUCUGAUUGGCUCCUUGCAGAGCGGUCGCCUCUAUACCCAGUGCCUCUCCAUGAAUCGCUAUUACAGGAAACCAGUGUUGCUCAUCGAGUUCGACCCGGCGAAGCCCUUUUCCCUAAUGGCCCGCUCCGACUUCCGCCACGAGAUAUCUGCCAACGAUGUUUCCUCCAAACUCACUUUGCUCACGUUGCAUUUCCCGCGUCUCCGCAUCCUCUGGUGCCCCUCGCCGCACGCCACAUGUGAGCUUUUUCUGGAGCUGAAAAAAGGUCGCAAAGAACCUGACGCCGUGGCGGCUCAAGCGGUCACAGCCGAAUCAGACGUGGUUGCUGAAUCGACAGAGCUCUAUAAUGCCGGGCCGUACGACUUCUUGCUCAAGAUGCCGGGGGUCAACACGAAAAACUUUCGAGCGCUCAUAAGAAAUGCUGACAGCCUGGCAGAUCUAACCAAACUGAGCCAGGACAAGCUGGCAGAAAUACUUGAGAAUGCCAGUAACGCCAAGUUGCUCUAUGAGUUCUUGCAUAAUGUUGCAGAUGUUCAAAUUCCACCACAAAAGGGGAACAAAGAUACCAUCAAUUUAAUGCAGACUUUUUAAAAUAUAUUUUUCAUUUAACAGUGCAAAGUAGUUUUGUGCGAAUGUACAGAAUUAACUGAGUAUUACUAAGUAUUACACUGUAAAAAUGAUUUAAAGCCAUGAACAAAUCUUUUUUUACAUUAACUAUUUUGUGUCUUGUCAAAUAAAUCGAUACACUCCAA
Phyllopteryx taeniolatus (common seadragon) is the source of this 3066-nucleotide messenger RNA. RefSeq names its product excision repair cross-complementation group 4 (gene ercc4). The record is from RefSeq and is a predicted model, not a curated record. Gene Ontology annotation, cellular component: nucleotide-excision repair factor 1 complex. Gene Ontology annotation, biological process: nucleotide-excision repair involved in interstrand cross-link repair; double-strand break repair via homologous recombination; resolution of meiotic recombination intermediates. Bases 167 to 2905 code for a protein of 912 amino acids. Lineage: Eukaryota; Metazoa; Chordata; Actinopteri; Syngnathiformes; Syngnathidae. The transcript is spliced from 11 exons. Gene Ontology annotation, molecular function: single-stranded DNA binding; single-stranded DNA endonuclease activity; damaged DNA binding.